Messenger RNA from Diabrotica balteata, 1357 nucleotides. Lineage: Eukaryota; Metazoa; Arthropoda; Insecta; Coleoptera; Chrysomelidae. The record is from the annotation of a GenBank genome assembly.
GAGGUUAGGUUUUUGUUUUUGUUCUAGAUUUAAUAAACAAUAUGAACUCGCUAGAAAAUAGUUGUUGUGUUUGUAUGAACAAUUUCCUAGGUUUAAAUAAAUUAUCAAAACAAGAUGAAAAUCAAAUAAGCCUAUUCUCGAAACUUAUUCUCAGUAUUCCAGAAAUUCAUUGGACUGUUAACUAUCAAAUUUGCGAACCUUGUACCAAUUUAUUGAGUAUCGUGUACAAUUUUCGUGAAACGUGUUUAAAAUCAGAGACAAUUAGAAAUCAACAAAUUGAGCAAGGGAAACAAGAUGUGUGUUCACAGGUAUGUAAUGAUGAAGAGAUGAAGGAAGAAUCUGCUGGUGAAGAUAAAUAUGGUAAUGAUGAUAAUUCAAAUAAUACAAGUGAUGAAGAGGAGUUGCCUGAUGUAGAAGAAAUUAAAGAAAAGCGAGCUUCUUCAUCUCGACGGAAACGAACGCUUGAUUUUGACUGUGAGAAAUGUUCAGAAAAAUUUCACUUCAGCACCGAACUUAUAAAACAUUGUGGAGAAGUACAUAACAUUCCUCAAAAAGACGUAAGGCCUUUUGGUUGUACGAUAUGUAAGAGUCGAUUUGGUACCUCUUCAAAUUUGAUGCAACAUAUUAAGUAUCACGAAGCCGUACGGUCAAAUGUUUGCAGCUAUUGCGGGAAAGGGUUUAUUACGAAGACUGAUUUAACAAUUCACGAAAAGCAACAUCUCAAUAUGAGAGAAUAUGGAUGUAAUACGUGCAAUAAAGGUUUUAAUACUCACAAAGAUCUUAGAUCUCACAAACUUGUAGUCCACACCGAUCCGAUACUCUGGAAAUACUUGUGCGACUAUUGCAACAAAAGGUUCCCCAUCAAAUCCAACUACGAUUGCCACAUGCGACGUCAUACGGGAGAGAAGAAAUUUGAAUGCGAUUUGUGCAGUAGAAAAUUUGCUGACAAAUGUGUGUUACAACGGCACAUGAGGUCACAUUCUAACGUACGGGAGUUUCAGUGUAGCGAGUGUGAUAAAGAGUACAAAGAUAAGAGGGUAAUGCAGAUACAUAUGGCAAAGCAACAUGGCAUUGGAGUUGGACAGAUCAAGUUACCAUCGAAAGAACGAAAGUACAUUUGUCAUAUGUGCCCGAAGGCGUAUUACGCCAAAAACAAAUUGACUAGGCAUUUGUACACGCAUACCGGAGAAAAACCUUUCUUCUGUACUAUUUGUGAUAAGAAGUUCAAUGAUAAGUCGUAUGUGAAGCAGCAUAUAAAGAAAGCUCACAGUAUAAAAAUCGAAAACGCUUUAUAGAGAUUUUAAUUUAAUAUUAUGGAUUUUAUAUAUUUACUUUUAUAAUAAAAACAAUUUUAUUU